This is a messenger RNA of Eriocheir sinensis (Chinese mitten crab), 2578 nucleotides long. RefSeq lists its product as uncharacterized. The transcript has 7 exons. Gene Ontology annotation, biological process: double-strand break repair via nonhomologous end joining. Gene Ontology annotation, cellular component: nucleus; DNA ligase IV complex. The record is from RefSeq and is a predicted model, not a curated record. Lineage: Eukaryota; Metazoa; Arthropoda; Malacostraca; Decapoda; Varunidae. Gene Ontology annotation, molecular function: DNA end binding. Bases 140 to 997 code for a protein of 285 amino acids.
UCAAAACACUUGUUGAAUCAUUUGCUCUUGCUCUUGCUCUUGCUGUACAGGUGACCCGUUGGAGAGUCGGCCGCUGGCCGCAAGUGUCAACAAGCUGGCAGCAGCAGCAGCGGGCGGCACAACACACCGCGGCCGCCGCAUGACGGGAUUAGGAGAUUUAGAAACAUGGAGGCAAGUGGAAGAGGCCAAAUGGAGAGCAGUGCCAAAGUUGGGAUCGGAGUGGCUGUGCAAGUGGACCGCAAACGGAAAGGGCUACUGGCUGGUGCUGACUGAUGGCUCUGCUCUCUGGGGGGAAGCAAGGACUUCCGCCUACAUUCAUGAGAAAGCAGAAGAGUGGACACCAUGUGUUGAGGCAGAGAUGGAGAAGCUGUUGUCCUUAGUGCUGAUGGACCUGAGUCAGCAGAGUGUGCAGGCGUGCUGGGAGGGCCGGGAGUGUGUGGUGCUGCACGUCGCCUCAGCACUCAUGGACCUCAUGUACAAGUGGGAGUUCAAGCUGACUCGCCUGCCUGAUGAAGUGUAUCGGCAUCACUGGGUACUGCCACUGUUGGUGCAGGUUCACAGUCAGUCCCAGAAAGUCAAACAGCUGGAAGCGGAAGUGAAGGCCAAGACACGGCAGCUGCAAGACCUGCUUCCUGACAAUAAGAAACUUCCUAGUUCCAAGAAGAAGGAUGUGCGGCUGGAGGAGUGUGUGGAGGCAGUGGUGGUGAAGGGGGUGUGGAGUGUGCUGCAGGACCACCUGGAGGCAGCCCCCACCAUCACCAAGCACCUCACAACACUCAGCUCAAAGCCAGAGGCAGGAGAAACAGGUCUAGUGAAAGAGGACAAGAAAACCAUCAUGCUUGCCUCCUCCAGUCCCACCAAGAAGACUGUGCAAGAGGAACAAAAGGAAGAGCAGGAAGAGAAAGAAAAGUUGCGGAGAGCCAAGAUUCGGGAGAUCCAGCAAGCCUCACCAAAGAAGGGCACACAAACGAAAAAGAAGAAACUGAAACUACUAUAGCCAGCCAGGGCAUUUUUUAGGUAGGUACCAAAGCUGUAUAGUGUUGAUAAUGUCAAUUUUACCGUGAGGGAAUCAGCUGUAUUACCUACUUAAUAUUCCAAGGCUUGAGAAUUGUACAAGUAGUAGUAGUGAUAGUAGUACUAGUAGUAGUGAUGCAUUGUAUUCAAGGUCAUUAUUUGUUUAAAAAUUGAGAUUUCAUCUCACAUGUGUGUGGCUUUUGCCUUUUUACAUUGUUUUAUGUGGUAAUUAAUAAACAUAAUGGCAAUGCUAACACAAGGAUUGUUAGGAUGUAGUGCAGGAAAGAAACUCACAAAUAUUGAUUAGAAUACUUGUGGGAAAAAAAGCAGCCAAAGAAGAACAAUAUGAUUGUUCCACUGAAGAAGUAGUAUCCUUGAAAAAAGGAGUGACUGGAGAGUUUUUUUUUUUUUUACAACAAAGGAGGCAGCACAAGGGCACAAAAAAAACAAUAAUAAAAGAAAGCCCACUAAUCACUGCUCCCUUAAAAGAAUCAGAAGAGGUGGCCAAAAGCAAGGUCAAAUUCGGGAGGAGAGGUGUCCUGAAACCCUCCUCUUGAAAGAGUUCAAGUGGUAGGCAGGAGGAAAUACAGAUGAAGGAAGAUUGUUCCAGAGUUUACCAGUGUGAGGGAUGAAAGAGUGAAGAUGCUGGUUAACUCUUGCAUAAGGGGUUUGGACAGUAUAGGGAUGAGCAUGAGUAGAAAGUCGUGUGCAGCGGGGCCGCGGGAGUGGGGGAGGCAUGCAGUUAGCAAAUUCAGAAGAGCAGUCAGCGUGGAAAUAUCGAUAGAAGAUAGAAAGAGAGGCAACAUCGCGGCGGAAUUUAAGAGGACUAUCAGUAGGAGGAGAAGAGCUGAUGAGACGAAGAGCCUUAGCCUCCACUCUGUCCAGAAGAGUUGUGUGGGUGGAGCCCCCCCCACACGUGAGAUGCAUACUCCAUACGAGGGUGGACAAGGCCCCUGUAUAUGGAUAGCAACUGCACAGGGGAGAAGAACUGGCGGAGACAAUACAGAACGCCCAACCUCGAGGAAGCUGAUUUAGCGAGAGAGGAGAUAUGAAGUUUCCAGUUGAGAUUUUGAGUUAAGGAUAGACCGAGGAUGUUUAGUGUUGAAGAAGGUGACAGCUGAGUGUUGUCGAAGAAUAGUGGAUAGGUGUUUGGAAGAUUGUGUUGAGUUGAUAGGUGGAGAAAUUGAGUUUUUGAGGCACUGAAGGACACAAGGUUCCUUCUGCCCCAAUCGGAAAUGAUAGCAAGGUCUGAGGUUAAGCGUUCUGCAGCCUCCAGUCUGGAGUCGUGUACUUCCUGUUGUGAUGCUCUUCUAUUGAAAGAAGUUGAAUAAUGCAGAGUGGAGUCUGGUGAUUUAACCCUUGUGAAUUUUCAUUGUGAUUUAUUAACUAAAAUUAGAAUAAGUAAGAGCAAUACUAGUAAUUUUCUAAGGAACAUUGUGCUAACUGGGACACUGCCCAUUUGUACGUGCCUUCUUUUAACGCUUCCUUUGGCAAGCCUGGGGAUGUGCAGCUGUGAGCAUCUUCAGUGUUUGUGAAGGAUUGCAAAAUAAAGUAUGAAUGUUAA